Cricetulus griseus (Chinese hamster) is the source of this 2199-nucleotide messenger RNA. NCBI's taxonomy places the organism in Eukaryota, Metazoa, Chordata, Mammalia, Rodentia, Cricetidae. The record is from RefSeq and is a predicted model, not a curated record.
CCUACGGGAAGGUGUUCCUGGUUCGGAAGGCGGGUGGGCACGAUGCGGGCAAGCUGUAUGCCAUGAAGGUGCUACGCAAGGCAGCGUUGGUGCAGCGCGCCAAGACGCAGGAGCACACCCGCACCGAACGCUCGGUGCUGGAGCUGGUGCGCCAGGCGCCCUUCCUGGUUACACUGCACUACGCCUUCCAGACGGAUGCCAAGCUGCACCUCAUCCUGGACUAUGUGAGCGGUGGCGAGAUGUUCACUCACCUCUACCAGCGCCAGUACUUUAAGGAGGCUGAGGUUCGAGUGUACGGGGGUGAGAUUGUGCUGGCCCUGGAACACCUGCACAAGCUGGGUAUCAUCUACCGUGACCUGAAGCUAGAGAAUGUCUUGCUUGACUCGGAAGGUCACAUUGUCCUCACAGACUUUGGGCUGAGCAAGGAGUUUCUGACGGAGGAGAAAGAGCGGACCUUCUCCUUCUGUGGCACAAUCGAGUACAUGGCCCCCGAAAUCAUCCGAAGCAAGGCUGGACACGGCAAGGCUGUGGACUGGUGGAGCCUGGGCAUCCUGCUCUUCGAGCUGCUGACAGGGGCCUCGCCCUUCACAUUGGAGGGAGAGAGGAACACUCAGGCCGAGGUGUCUCGACGGAUCUUGAAGUGCUCCCCUCCCUUCCCCCUCCGGAUUGGGCCUGUGGCACAGGACCUGCUACAGCGGCUGCUGUGCAAAGACCCUAAGAAGAGGUUGGGCGCGGGUCCCCAGGGUGCGCAGGAAGUCAAGAAUCACCCCUUUUUCCAGAACAUCUUGUACGCGGAUGACACUCCGGGAGCUCCGGUGAAGAUCAUCGACUUUGGGUUCGCGCGACUGCGGCCGCAGAGCCCGGCGGGGCCCAUGCAGACUCCUUGCUUCACGCUGCAGUACGCAGCCCCCGAGCUGCUGGCACAGCAGGGCUACGAUGAGUCCUGCGAUCUUUGGAGCCUGGGUGUCAUUUUGUAUAUGAUGCUGUCGGGGCAGGUUCCCUUCCAAGGGUCUUCAGGCCAGGGCGGGCAAAGCCAGGCAGCUGAGAUCAUGUGCAAGAUCCGGGAAGGGCGCUUCUCACUGGACGGGGAAGCCUGGCAGGGUGUGUCGGAGGAAGCCAAGGAACUGGUCCGAGGGUGCCUGACAGUGGACCCCGCCAAGCGACUGAAGCUGGAGGGGCUGCGAAGCAGCUCGUGGCUUCAGGAUGGCAGCGCGCGCUCUUCUCCUCCGCUUCGGACGCCCGAUGUGCUGGAGUCCUCUGGGCCAGCUGUGCGCUCUGGGCUCAACGCCACUUUCAUGGCGUUCAACCGAGGCAAACGCGAGGGCUUCUUUCUGAAAAGCGUGGAGAAUGCGCCUCUGGCCAAGAGGCGCAAGCAGAAGCUCAGGAGCGCAGCCGCCUCCCGCCGCGGCUCCCCAGUGCCUGCCUCCUCCGGUCGCCUAUCAGCCUCUGCCACCAAGGGGGCACCCCCCAGAGCCAACGGCCCCUUGUCCCCCUCCUAGCUCCCGCCACUGUGACCCCCUUCUCCUUAGGAGCUGUGACCCGCGAGCCCGGUGCUGCCACCAGACUUAUGCCAGUGGCUCCCACUCUGAUCCCCAGGAAUUGCCCUGCCCUCCCCACCCAGUCCCAGACAGAGCAGAAGUAUUUUUAUAAGCAGAGAUUUUUAAAAAAAUGUCUUACCAGAUAAGAGUUAGGGACACAGGGAAGCAAGUGUUGUGAGCAGAGUGGGGUUUGCCCACCCCCACCCCCCACACUGCCUCAUCAGGAGAGAAGGCCCCUCCCAGGGCCUACUCCACUAAGCAAGGGCAUCCUCUGCCAUUCUUAAGCACGCAGUUGCCAUGGGGAACAAAUCAGGAGCCCCCGGGAUGGGACACCCGUCAAUAUGUUGUCACUUUAUGGACCGUGUGCAAUUAUGUCCACCAAAGACCUGUGUUGGGAAUGAGAGAGAAACCCUGGGGAACCUCUAGAGCAUUACUGAGAUACAUCACUUUUAUGUCAGCUGGCUUCUCCCCUAGUGGGGCUAAGGAAGGAGGUAGGUGCUCCCUACAGGGAAGCCCCUUUCUCACUCACCCAUUCCUCAUGGGCACAGCUGCUUCUGGCUGCGGGUGGAGCCUUGGGGGUCUGGGCUUGGCAUCCACAGUCACUGCCUCAGCCCUUUUAGGCUGUGCCUUUGACUUUAAAAUAAAACUCCAUUCAGUUCUG